Molecule: messenger RNA, 946 nt
Organism: Drosophila ananassae
Lineage: Eukaryota; Metazoa; Arthropoda; Insecta; Diptera; Drosophilidae
Product: coenzyme Q-binding protein COQ10, mitochondrial
Exons: 2
Coding region: 53-787 (244 amino acids)
Biological process (GO): ubiquinone biosynthetic process; cellular respiration
Cellular component (GO): mitochondrion
Molecular function (GO): ubiquinone binding
Source: RefSeq, a predicted model, not a curated record
GACCUAAAUAUUUAUUAGUUUCACCUAUCCCGACUCAGCAUCAUUGCCGAAAAUGCUAAAGGGAAGCACACUGAAAGCCCUAGAUGUCAGAAUUCUAAGGCCCUUGAUUGAAAUAAGGUCAGCAGGUAAACGUAAAUUACAUAACCCUGACGGGCGGCACGCCUGUAAUAUUCUUAAUAUCAAAAUUGACCGAGUUCUUUUGUGCUUUGGCUGCUUCUUUCGUUGCAGAGGUUCCCAGCAGCACAAUUUCGGCAGCAGCACACACAGGUCCUACAUAACUUUCAAUGACCUCCGCAACAAGAACCGACGGUACACCAAGAAGGAACUCGUGGGGUACUCCAUGCAGGAAAUGUACGACGUGGUGUCCGAUGUGAGCAACUAUUACCGAUUUGUGCCAUAUGUAAAGCGGUCGGAUGUGCACACUCAGGACAACUCUGGGUUCAAGGCGGACUUAAUUGUUGGUUUUCCGCCCCUUAACGAGGCCUACACGUCUCGGGUCUCCUUGAACCCGCCGCAAUUGGUCAGAUCGGAGUGCCAUGAUGGACGACUUUUCAACUACCUGCUGAACGAGUGGCGCUUCAGUCCCGGCCUAAAGGACAUACCCGACUCCUGCGUACUGGACUUUAAAGUAACUUUCGAGUUUAAAUCACUGUUGCACAGCAAUGUGGCCAAUAUCUUCUUUGACCUCAUCUGUGACCAAAUGGAGAACGCGUUCAUCCAGGAAGUGCGCCGGCGGAACGGACCGCCCUCGAUUCGGUCCCAUGUGCUUACCUCAAACAGAUCCUGAUGGUUUCUAAAUCACAAGCCCAUGCAUAACCCCUAGAAUUGUAGUCGUUUUAGAGAUUUAAGUUGAACGUGUAUUUGUACAUUUCUUUGACGACAAAGAAGUUAAAUCCCUUGUUAGUACAAUUAACCAAAAUUGUAAAUAAAUUGCCUGCCGAGUCUA